AUAUUGAAACUGAAGAAGAUAGCAAAUUUAGUAAAGGAAAAGGAAAAAAGAAAAUUGACAAGUUGAAACCUUUUUACCACGAAGCACUGUGGAGUACAUUUGGAAUCAAUAGGAUAAAACCGUUUGAAGAUAACUACACUAAAUCACAGAUAAAGGAAUGGAAGGAACUCGAGAACGUAUAA
Molecule: messenger RNA, 182 nt
Organism: Funneliformis caledonium
Lineage: Eukaryota; Fungi; Glomeromycota; Glomeromycetes; Glomerales; Glomeraceae
Source: the annotation of a GenBank genome assembly